UGGAAAAUGAGGGUAACUGACUGUUAAUUUGGAGCCAAUUAACAGUCAAAAUGAGUAGUGAUUCAUAUCAGGAAAAAAUCAUUGCCUUCAAUGGAGAGCUACUUUAUUUUAGACUGACUAAAGCCAGACUUACUGAUGGAGAAACAGACAGGACAUCAGAACUGCUGUUCAAAAGGAUGGCUUUCAAUGAAAGUACUGGCCGUUUUGAAACAAAAUCUGAAGGAAAGUCCUCUAUCAUCCAGGGAACGUCCAACAUUGAAAUCAUGUGCUGUAGUUCUGCCACAGACGCAAGAACUGGGAUGCUGGUGCCAUGCAUUUUGCUCAAGCAGUACAAGACAAAAAGAGCAAGUUUCAGAUACGCUCUACUGAUAGUUCACGGCUCAAAUAAUUUGGAACCCCAUAUGGAGUUUAAAUUGCAAUAUGAAUUGAAGGACAAUGUAACAUUGCUGAAGGGCCCAACAGUUCUGUGGAGUCAUGGAGAGACUGUUUACUUCACAUCUCUAAAGACUGGCAAAGUCUUAAGUGUUCCCAUUCAACUUCCAUGUGUGCAAUUGAUUGGGGAGCUGCAAGGAAAAGGCAUCGUGAUACUGGGAUCUAGAAAAUGCAUGACAGAAGAGCAUGGUGAUGCACAAUCAGACCAAGUAGUCUGGGGCAGUGAAUUUGUUGGGUACUUCUUGGAAAUUGAAAAAACAUUUAAUGCAGCAGCGUUUCUACCUCAUGCAUACAGUUCUGCGGUAACUUGUAUGUUUAUCGACACAGCAGAAGAAUUAGACAACCAAUUGAAGUCAGCCGUGGUCGCAGCAACCACAAAGAAUCAGUUGAUUUGGUUUGAAGGUGGAAUCCCAAAAGAUGUCUGCCAGCUUCCGUUUGAGGGACCGCAAAAAAUAGAAAAGGCGACAACAGGCAGGGAAGAUAGCCUGUUUGUUGUUACUUUCGACUGUGGAUAUGUCUGUUCAGUUUGGAAAGAAGGUUGGCAGGUGGCUUCCAGCUGGCAAGGUAUCCAAUCUUUGCACAUUGACGACUUUGUUCAUUGUGGAACGGAUCAGGUUUUAUUACUCUUUGAGACUUCUAAUGCAGAGGAUAUUUUCGAGAACUACACAGUGACAGAUCUUUUUGAAAUUACUUACUCCAGUAAUGUCGAAAAGUCUGAAGAUGUGAAUGAUGAUAGCGCUGUACAAGACAACCAUCUCCUUACUGUCCAAGCAUUAGAGGCCAGGCUGCAGUCUGGCCUGGCCUCAUUCCAGGAACUGCAGCAACAGUUAGAGGUGAAGGACCGGGUCCUGUCCCAAUCUUCCAUGGCUUUAACAAGUCUGAUCCAAGGAAAGGAGUGUGCUUUAUCAAAAGCAGAGGAGGAAGGUUUGGUCUCUCUGUGGGAAGAGGAGACCUGCACUGAGAUCGCCAAUGGCGAGGUUCUUUCUGUGUCCAAAGAUCUCCCAGAGUUCGUGGAGAAGGUGUGGCAGCGAGUGGUGGAUGACAGCUGGGUCGUAGGAGUGAAACUGACAGAAUCAGCUUGCUUAUCACUGGAUGAUGUGAGUUUAUCGUUAUUGAUGGAUCAAGACAUCUGCACAGCCCCUGCAGUCAUUCAGUCACAGAGUAAUGUGCUCCAAUUCAGCAAGUCUCCUUUCUCUGUGCCAUUUCCCCAGUGUCAGGCAGAACCGCUAGCUAAAAAGACUAGGCUGGCAUCAGAGAGAAGUGGGGGAGAUUCAGGCACCAGCUAUAUUGAAAAGUCGUGUUCAGAAUUUCACAGGAGUCAGACACAAACUGUUACCACUGUGACAGACCUGUCACCACUGCUAGCUUUCAGUAACCUUAAUUGCUCUGUGAUGCUGCGUGCCACAAUAAACACAUUUCACAAAGUCAGCCUGAGAGCAGGAACACCAGUAGUUUUCCAGUGCAGCAGAGUUUCUUUAAAUCUGGAGGACAUUUCUCUUGGAAAAUACUACCCCAAACUAUUGAACAACAGCAAACUUGCUACAGAAGACGCUUCCGAAGAUUUAUUCGCUCUGAUAGCAGUGUCAAGAAAGUGGUCAUUCCAGAUACACUCUCACAACCAUACACUUGGGGAUCUUAAUGACUGGCUGUUGGGGCAGAUGCAGUGUCAAAGAGCUGGUGUGAACCCGGACUACUUAUUGUGUAACAACCAAGGAGCUUCUGGUGUGAUUCUGUUUAACUGGAAAACAAAAUCAGCAUUUGAUGGUACUUUACACAUCCUGUGCAGAAGCCAGGCCGUUUUACUGAAGUGUUUACACUCUCUGUCUGGGAUUCUUCCUCCGUCUUGUGAGAUAAAGUACCUGAAACUGGGGAGAAAAAAAGACCUGGCAGACAGCCUAGCAAGUGCUUUAGAAAAAGAGCUUCUGAUGCUGAGAGAUUCCAUCUCCUCAUUGGUAAACAAAACCAACAUGGAUUUUACUGUGCGGGUCAGAUCAAAGAACUCGCGACCCACCUCUACAGCCGCCUCCUUGGACGCCAAGGCCCAGCUGCAACAUUUCAGAGAGGAAUUUGCUCUGGACCAGGAACUAAGCAGUUUGGGGAUGAGUUCAGAAGUAGAUGGAGGCAUCUGUAAACGGGUCAUUAAAAACCUGUCUGCGGUUCAACUAGAUGUGGACAGGGUGGCCUGGGGGCUCUGUAAAUCAUACUCCCUCUUCAUGGACCCCUAAAUCAAUGAUACAACAAUGUUAUUGCCACUUAUAUGUAUGUAUAGAUAGAUUACUGAUGUAUAUAAUGUUCUUGGACAACUGGAUUAAUACAAGUGUGUAAUGGGAAUAUGGAACUAUUGUUCACCUGUAUGUGAAUCUUGGAUGCCAA
This is a messenger RNA of Polyodon spathula (Mississippi paddlefish), 2805 nucleotides long. Its product is annotated as Fanconi anemia group B protein-like. Lineage: Eukaryota; Metazoa; Chordata; Actinopteri; Acipenseriformes; Polyodontidae. Gene Ontology annotation, cellular component: Fanconi anaemia nuclear complex. Gene Ontology annotation, biological process: positive regulation of double-strand break repair via homologous recombination; negative regulation of double-strand break repair via homologous recombination; replication-born double-strand break repair via sister chromatid exchange. The record is from RefSeq and is a predicted model, not a curated record. The transcript has 8 exons. The coding region runs from base 51 to 2657 and encodes 868 amino acids.